Molecule: messenger RNA, 1343 nt
Organism: Cucurbita maxima (winter squash)
Lineage: Eukaryota; Viridiplantae; Streptophyta; Magnoliopsida; Cucurbitales; Cucurbitaceae
Product: transcription factor TCP7-like
Exons: 1
Coding region: 140-832 (230 amino acids)
Biological process (GO): regulation of circadian rhythm
Cellular component (GO): nucleus
Molecular function (GO): DNA-binding transcription factor activity; sequence-specific DNA binding
Source: RefSeq, a predicted model, not a curated record
UUCUCUCAAUCAUUAGUCCUCUUCUCUUACCAAAUUACCCAUCUCCUCUUCCUUCCUUCCUCUCUGCCAUCAGCCAUGGCCGCCAUUACCGCCAUUAACGCCUCCUUCUAAGCUCUACACCUUCUUCUUCUUCUUCUUCAUGUCAAAUUCUGAAACUGCCGACAGCUCUAAUGGCGCCGCCAUCGACACCCACAAAAACCAGCCCUCUUCCAACGGAGCCCUCGCCGUUAAAAAGCCCCCUUCCAAGGACCGCCACAGCAAGGUCGACGGCCGUGGCCGUCGCAUCCGUAUGCCCAUAAUCUGCGCCGCUCGUGUCUUCCAGCUGACUCGUGAACUUGGUCAUAAAUCCGAUGGCCAAACCAUCGAGUGGCUCCUCCGUCAAGCAGAGCCUUCUAUUAUUGCUGCCACCGGCACCGGCACCACUCCCGCCAAUUUCUCUUCCAUUUCUCUCUCCGUCAGAGGAAAUGGCAGCUCCGCCUCUCUCUCUUCCACUACUUCCACUCUCUCCCUCUCUCGUCCCCAGCCGUUCUUUCUUGGCAAACGUGUGAGAGCCGACGACGACGGCGGUACUGACGAUGGGUUGGGAGUGGGUCCGAGUGGGUACUGGGCGAUUCCGGCCAGACCGGAUUACGGGCAGGUGUGGAGUUUCGCGGCUGCCGCCGCCGCGGAACAGGGGAUUUCUCAGCCGGCGUCGUUGUUUGCCCAACAGCAGCAGCCGAUUAGAGAAGCAUCGGCAGCGAGAGUUGGGAAUUACCUUCCGGGUCAUCUGAAUUUACUGGCGUCCUUGUCCGGUGGCGGCGGUGCCGGCCGGCGGGAAGACGAUCGUCGUUGAGAUAAUCUUAGAAAUUAUCUGAAUUCAUCGUAUUUUGUAUAAAUAUCUGUGUGUCAAUCACUUUCUUGUGUGCAGCUAUAACGUAAUUUUAGUCGGAAUUUACUUGGAAUCACAAUUCUUAGGUCGAAUUUCAUUUUAGAGUAUGAAUUUUCUAGAGUUUUUUUGGUCGGAUGAGAAAACAGAACAAGAAGAACAGGAACAGAGCUGGGUUGAACUGAGCUGAGCUGGAAUCGGAGUUCUGGUUUUUGGUCGGAAUGAGCUUGUUUGAAGCAGUGGCGGCCAUUGGAAGCGAUUCUGAACCUUGAUCUUCAUCCAUGGAAGCUCCAAUCUGUGUCUGUAAGACCUCUGUUUUUUCCGAAGAAUUUGAAUUGUAUUCUUAGAAUUUGUUGGGUGUGACAAUAAUGGUGUUUUUGUUGUUCUUUAAAUCAGUGGAUUGUUUCUGGGGUUGAUCUGAUAUGAAUAAGAAUUCCAUUGUUAUGGCUAAAAGCAGAGUUCUAAGCUAUGAAUUCAA